AUGAGGAACCAUCCUAACAUGCUCUUUUUGUUUUACGAAGACCUUUCUAAGGAUCUGCCAGCAUGCGUACGUCGCAUUGCCAAAUUUCUUGACAAAGAGAUAACUGAGGAACAGAUAGAAAAAUUAUGCGAGCACCUUAACAUUGAUAACUUCAAGAAAAACAAAUCCGUCAAUUUCGAUAAUUUGAACGAUGCUGGAUUAUUGAAUGAAAAGGAGAGUUUUAUUAGAAAAGGUAAUGUUGGCGGUUGGCGAGACUAUUUUGAUGAAGAGAUGACUGAACAGGCAGACCGGUGGAUAGAGGAGAACUUGCGUGAUACCGACGUGCGUUUUCCUCAAUAA
Messenger RNA from Parnassius mnemosyne (clouded apollo), 339 nucleotides. The record is from the annotation of a GenBank genome assembly. NCBI's taxonomy places the organism in Eukaryota, Metazoa, Arthropoda, Insecta, Lepidoptera, Papilionidae.